AUUCGCAAAUCCAACUCGCACACGACACCAUGCUUCAGAUUUGAAGGUAGAAAUAGGAAAGCACGUGCUCUCUCUCUCUCUCUCUUCAGACUCCAAUGGCUUUCUCUGCAACUGCAAUGCACUCUCCUCAAUUUCUUCGCCUUCCCGUCUCUCCGCCUCCUCAAUCUUCACUCUCCUUUCGAUUAUCACUGCCAAAUCUCAAACGCCCUAAGCCACUCUCUAUUCGAUCAGUUUCACUUCCCGCUGCACCAGCAUCCGGGUCUGCAGCCCCUGCAAUUUCUCUUACGGAUAAUGCACUGAAGCACUUGAAUAAGAUGAGGUCUGAAAAAAAUGAAGAUUUAUGUUUAAGAAUAGGUGUCAAACAGGGUGGGUGCUCUGGUAUGUCAUACACAAUGGAUUUUGAAAACAGGGUUAAUACAAGGCCAGAUGACUCCAUCAUUGAGUAUGAAGGUUUUGAAAUUGUUUGUGAUCCUAAGAGCCUACUCUUCAUAUUUGGCAUGCAAUUAGAUUACAGUGAUGCUCUGAUUGGAGGAGGCUUCUCAUUCAAGAAUCCUAACGCGAGUCAGACUUGUGGAUGUGGUAAAUCCUUUGCCGCUGAAAUGUAAAAUCAUGUUUAUAGACAAUAGUUACAUACUAAGCUUAUUGUUUCAAGCAACACUCUGGACUAAAUAUAAACUUUUAUUACUAACAUAAAUAUAUUUAUCUGCAUUGUCAUAAAAGAAAAAGUACUGAAUGUUUGUUGUUUGUA
This is a messenger RNA of Cajanus cajan (pigeon pea), 748 nucleotides long. RefSeq names its product chloroplast-localized ISCA-like protein (gene CPISCA). Gene Ontology annotation, biological process: iron-sulfur cluster assembly. NCBI's taxonomy places the organism in Eukaryota, Viridiplantae, Streptophyta, Magnoliopsida, Fabales, Fabaceae. Gene Ontology annotation, cellular component: chloroplast stroma. Gene Ontology annotation, molecular function: iron-sulfur cluster binding; protein-macromolecule adaptor activity. The record is from RefSeq and is a predicted model, not a curated record.